Molecule: messenger RNA, 706 nt
Organism: Vigna unguiculata (cowpea)
Lineage: Eukaryota; Viridiplantae; Streptophyta; Magnoliopsida; Fabales; Fabaceae
Source: RefSeq, a predicted model, not a curated record
AUAUAAAUAUAAAGUCUUCUUAUUAUUAUCCUCUUAUAAAACACUGCUUCAUGUUCCCUUCUUUUUCAUUCUCGUAUUCUCUGCAGAAGCACACAAGAGUGCAUGAAACAACUUCAACAAUUGCUUCACUUUGAAAAUUUUGAUCCAUGGCUGCAGAUUCAAACUCAAACCUCAGAAUCACCAUUGAAAGAAACCCUCCACAGUCACGCCUAGCUGAGUUGAAUAUCAAGUGCUGGCCCAAGUGGGGUUGUUCUCCAGGGAAGUACCAGUUGAAAUUUGAUGCAGAAGAGACAUGCUACUUGGUGAAAGGAAAGGUGAAAGCUUUCGUAAAAGGGUCAUCAGAGUUUGUGGAGUUUGGAGCAGGGGACCUUGUCACCAUUCCAAAAGGACUCAGUUGCACUUGGGAUGUGUCUGCUGCAGUGGAUAAUUUCCUUCGUUUGAAGUGGAAUAUAGGAGGAGUCCAGGACAUGUAGAUAAGUACAGGGUUUUUAGAUAUUGUAUUUACGGAAAAAGACUUGCACAUGGGCCUUUAUAAUGGCUACAUCCUUUUCCUUCAAUUCUUUCUUGUUUUUUUAAAGGGCGAGUAUCUUUUGUUUCAGCAGUUUAGCAACCAUGUAUUUGGAUUUUUGCAUUUAGACGUUCUAUCUUGUUGUACUCCCCAAAGCAGGGACCAAAUUUAUAAUGGAUACGAGUUGAAAUUUGAAAA